CCUAAUACUAGGUAGUUACCUAGAAUAGUAUUAGAUUCAAUCGGAAUACCAACAAUGGCACAUGUGCCCAAGUGGCUUGUGAUGGUACUGUAAUCAGAUUUAAAGGGGCAAAGGGGUGGGCACUUAGAAAAUCAUGCCCGAAGAAGCUGCUCUGCGCCACCAAUACAACAAGUCAUCAUGUGUGCUGUUCGAGAGUCCAGAUAAAUCCAUCGUCUUGAUAGACAUUCCGCGCUCUAUCGAGGAAGCUCAAGUGUCACGUGGGCAGCCCAUUGAGAGACAUAUCAUCUCAUGCACCCCAGUGCCAACACCAUGGGCGAUCCCGGAGCCCAAGAACACGGACACGGGCCAACUAACAUCACCUUCGGCGGCUAUAGCCGAGCUGAUGACCCUAGAAACCGUAAAGGCCGCACAUCGAGAGGCCAAACAGAAUUAUGAAGGGCCCUGGUGUCUACCACGUAUAUCGCGAGAAUACGACAAAGUCAGCAGCGAUGAGUCGCAUCCGCAUCUCACAGCCACGCUGAAGAGGAAGAAAGCCCCUCAAAAAUCCGAAACCACCGAAGAAAUAGUUUCGGAACCGUUCAUACCAGCCCAAUCGCACUAUCUCCAAGGAACUAUACAAGCUCAACGCGCGGCUUUUCUAGCAAAUGCGCCCACGUUUGACCUAAUAGUCCUAGAUCCACCAUGGCCCAGCCGCUCCGUGAAGCGGAAGAAGAACAGCUACGCAACCGUCUACACCAUGCACGGGGCCCGAGAUCUCCUGGCCCAGAUACCCAUUGCCUCGCACCUGAAGCCGGACGGUCUGGUGACGAUUUGGGUUACUAACCGGGCGGCCAUAACCGAUCUCCUCACCUCGCCCGGGGGCGUCUUCUCCGAAUGGGGCGUUGAGCUUAUCGGAGAAAUCGUCUGGUUGAAGAUCACCAAUUUCGGUGACCCAGUCUUCGACAUAGAAUCGCGGUUUAGGAAGCCAUACGAGCGGCUGCUGAUUGCUAGGCGAAGAGGCAGCACAGCUAAGGUGUCGAUCCCGACUAAGGUGAUCAUGGGGGUUCCAGAUGUCCACUCCAGGAAACCGAAUCUAAAGCCUUUGUUUGAAGGCGUGCUGCCGCAAAACUACAGCGGACUGGAGGUGUUUGCGAGGAAUCUGACUGCAGGCUGGUGGAGCUGGGGGAAUGAAGUUCUCUAUUUCCAGCAGAAGCAUCAUUGGGUGGACGCGUUAGAUAAUAUAGAGGAGGGCAUAUAGCAUCGUAUAAGUGAU
Molecule: messenger RNA, 1252 nt
Organism: Hypoxylon fragiforme
Lineage: Eukaryota; Fungi; Ascomycota; Sordariomycetes; Xylariales; Hypoxylaceae
Product: MT-A70-domain-containing protein
Exons: 3
Coding region: 134-1237 (367 amino acids)
Cellular component (GO): nucleus; RNA N6-methyladenosine methyltransferase complex
Molecular function (GO): nucleic acid binding; methyltransferase activity
Source: RefSeq, a predicted model, not a curated record